AUGGACAUGUGUGGGUGGAAGCUAUUCUUCUCAGGUGUCAACAUUACGACGCGCGCUCAGCUCGGUGUUGGUGUUCUGGUAGAACCAUGUCUGGUUAAUAGAAUUUUUGAAUGGAAUCCUGUCGACGCAGGAGUCUCGCUCGAUUUGAAGAUAGAAUAUGAGUCCAUCCUUGAGGAAGUGAAGAGUGUUCUGUACGAAGUGCUGACUACCGAGUCCUUCAUUUUAAUGGAUGAUUUUGAUGCUCAUGUCAGAACAGAACUGAAAAGGGCGCAGAGAUGUCAACCGAUUAUUAACUUGUUGUUGGCUAUGCUGGAAGCGAAGGAGUACGAUGCAAAGUCCUGGCGACAGAAGCAACCGGAGAAUAAAACGAAAAGCAUUAUCUUCUGCGGACACAAAGGCCAAGUUUGCAAGCGACAUCGCAUGAUGUUACGGGUACUGAUCGAUGAAAAUGCAGAGAAGGAAUUCGAUUGGAAGCUAGUCGGCUUUCAGAGUGACGAUCCGUCUACAGAUUUCCGUGGCAUGGGUCUACUUGGACUGAAGCAACUAAUCUACUUCUGCGAGAAGGAAACGUGCACUGCGCGCCACAUGAUCUUGAAAGCGUACUCGUUUCACAACGGCUAUCCAUUUGCGAUUGUUGGAAUCAACAUCACGGCAAUGAUCAGGGACAUGCUCUCCGACGGACGCUUGAAAUUCUACUUUUACGAAAGUAAACCCGCCAUGACGCUGCACGAUUUCCACGACGUUUACUGUAAGUUAUUUUUGCUUAUUAAUACAUUUUUUGAGAAAUAAGA
Molecule: messenger RNA, 791 nt
Organism: Soboliphyme baturini
Lineage: Eukaryota; Metazoa; Nematoda; Enoplea; Dioctophymatida; Soboliphymatidae
Source: the annotation of a GenBank genome assembly